GGCCCACCUCACCGAGCACAGGACUUAUUGUCCUGAUUCCCUCCUUCCCUCCUCUUCAACUUUCUGCCGCGGUAUCCUUUGUUUCUCGUCCUCAAGAUGCCGCUACACCUAUAUGCGCUCCAUACCAGGGCACAACAGGCCUUCUUCGGGACGGUUCUGUUCCAGGCCAUUGUCGUCAUUGUCAUGGUUGCGAUUGUCUUCGGUAGGGUAGAGGAUGCAGUGCCCUUGACAGACUCCCGGUACAAAACUAUCCCAUGCUAUCUCGCGCUUUUCAUCCUUGCCGAGCUGUUCGAGCUCUUCAUGGCGUACGAUGCUUUGCGGCUUCGCAAUGUCAUCCAGCUAGUAGGUCUGCUGUUGUUCCACGCGGCGCUCAUUGUGAUGGCGGCGCUUCAAGUGCACGAAACGCACACCGCUCUAGUGUCAAAUCCCGGGGCGAAUUGGACAACGGAUUACGCACAUGGUGACGGAGCGGGGACGCUUUGGCAACGCGUCCUCCCCUUCCUGAUUGUCUCGCCCGUCGUCAUAGGCGUUUCGUGGGUAGUCUUGAUCUGGUUUGUGCGUGAACUGUACUAUGAAUUCGGCUGGGCCAUCUUCCACAUUGUGGGCGCAAAUCCCGCUGCCAAGACGAUGUACCAGUUCUACCAGGUCAUGAUUUGUUUGCUCAAGUUCGACUUCUUUGCCUUCGUUGGCGUGACGAUGCAGCUCCUUAUCGUCGUCCUUGCUAAGGAUACAGCAGAGUUCGGUCUGACGGUUGCGGCCAUACCCAUCGUUCUUGUUCUACUCAGUGGAGCUGGUUUUGCCGUUCAGCGUGAGAUCAAGUGGCUCAUGUCAAUAUCUCUCAUCCUCAUGUUGGCGGCGGAAUCGUACUGCAUCUACAAGCUCGUCCGUUUCUACGAGCCUAGCUCGGAGGCGCAGUACGAGACUGUCCGCGCAACGCUUACCACAUUCACCAUCAUCGCGUUCUUGCUCCUGUUUGGGACCUUCGCGAUUGGCCUUCGCUGCUUCGCCGACUUCGACAAGGGCUUGCUUCGGAGCAAGCUGCACGAAACUACGGGUCCGCGUGGUUACUCAUCCACAUCUGGAACCGCAGGCGCGAAGAAGGAGGAUGGCGGCUACGGCUCGGGGGCGCCGCUUGGCCAGCGGGUAUCGAUAGAGUAGACGUCGCGUCUAUCUGUGUCCCAGCUCGACUCCAGCGUUACCUAGAUCGCCGUCGUCAUCGUCGUUGCAUCCGACAUAGCUAUGCCCCAUUACGCCCUACCGUCAUGACCCAUCACUCUCGCUUUCAUUUCCUCGUGGUGGACUCCUGUGUGCAGUUCUACUCUCCCGUCGUUGUGCUUGUCGGAACGGAUGCCGAGGCAUACUAGGAUCUCGGGGUUCUCGGUGGUACUGGAUGGACUUAUACCGGCAUCUGUUUGUUUGCUGCUGCAGAGGCAUACAUUUGCUUUGGUGGUAGACUUUGUUGAUUUACUGUUACGUAUUUAUGCUCUAAUCAUUCACUAUCCUCCCCGACGUUUGUACCAUGUUCUUCUACUGUGGACUCCCCGUAACUAGUCCGGCAGUGACAAUCCAGCUCAGAGGCAUGCUGUUCCUGGUGGGCUACCCUGUUGCAAUCAGCUCUCAUCAUCCAUGCUUGCUUACUUAGACAAAUGGCGUAAGGAGGUGCAAGGCGGCGAUCCGGUGAUGCCGAACAGAUGUUUUAGCAUCCGAACAUCGACUACAGAAGUUCCUGGCGUAGCCAGAGCCUCAACUACCGCCCCCGCACGCGGAUCCCACUCCCACGUCAUACUUGGACCUCUAGCACAGCAGCACUAGCAGUGCGCCCAGGGCGAUAACAGACAUGGCUGAGGAUGUGACGAUACUUUGCGAGGAUGCAGCAUUACCAGUCGCAGUGGGAAGCGGCUGCGUCGCGAUGGUGGUGCCAAUGAGCCACGGGCUCUGCGGGGGCGGCGAGGACGUCUGCGGGAAGUCCUGGAGCGCGUUGGUACCGUUCGUGCAUGCGCCCGAUGGAUUGUCGUUCUGCACCGUCACUGGAUAAGCGGUAAUCGCAAAGUACGGCUGAUUGUCGAUGUGGGAUGCCUCGUAGAAAGUGAGGUUGUAGUUGCCCGCAGGAAUGCAGGUGGAUACGUUGAAGUUCCAGUGCUUGACGGUGCUGCCUUGCUCUUGGGUGAGCAGCUCAGUGCCGUUUGAGACGGUGAUGUUCUGCUUCGUCUGGUAGGACACAAGGUAGAUCUCGAGGCUGUCGAAACGCGUCGACUUGCCCGAGCCUGGAAUGGAGGCGCUCUGGUCGAGGUGACCGUCUCCGGAUAUAUCAAUUGCGACCUGAGUAACUGAUCCAGCAUGCAUAGGACUCCCCGGGGCUGGCGCGUCGACGAUGGCAAGGCCAUUCGUGAAUACCUGACCAUUCACGAGUGUCUGUGCAUGCACACCGCUGGAGGCGGCAGCAAGAAGAGCAGCGAAACAAACGAGCGUGGGGUGCAUUUGCUACACAGCGCAAAGCGAGCGGUCUUGGGGAUGAU
This is a messenger RNA of Dichomitus squalens LYAD-421 SS1, 2516 nucleotides long. RefSeq lists its product as uncharacterized. The record is from RefSeq and is a predicted model, not a curated record. Gene Ontology annotation, cellular component: Golgi apparatus. The transcript is spliced from 19 exons. NCBI's taxonomy places the organism in Eukaryota, Fungi, Basidiomycota, Agaricomycetes, Polyporales, Polyporaceae. Bases 97 to 1158 code for a protein of 353 amino acids.